Molecule: messenger RNA, 624 nt
Organism: Pyricularia pennisetigena
Lineage: Eukaryota; Fungi; Ascomycota; Sordariomycetes; Magnaporthales; Pyriculariaceae
Exons: 3
Coding region: 1-624 (207 amino acids)
Source: RefSeq, a predicted model, not a curated record
AUGAAGCAUUUCAUUAGUCUCUACACCGCUUUUAUCAUUCUUGCACCGUCGCACAACCAUGCCUGCGCGCUUGCAACCAGCAGAGCCCUCUCCACCCUCCCAGAUCUACCAACGGUCGACACCGUAUGGGACGUAGAAAUCCGGCCCGGCAACAAGCUAGCACUUGCCGGUACGGCUCAACAAGUCGUUGCCAAGGCCCGCGAGCUCAACCCGGACUACCAGAUGAACAAAAUUCCCAGACUCCCAGCACGGCCGCACGUUGGCAGCGAGGGCAGCAGCAGCAACAAGACCCAGCUGUCAAAACGCGACUACACCCUCUGCGGCGGGGACCCGGCGCUGCAGCACCGCACCUGGGAGAACAUCCAGUACCUCCUGGGCCUUGGCCAGACCCUGCGGAUCGAGUCGCACACUUGCGGCCGGUUGGCCUGCCAGUACAACAGCGGGAUCGAGUGGUGCAACUAUGCACUCGAGGCUAGAGAGCACACGACGGACUGGAUCGCGCAUGCUGCCGAUGUGGUAUUUACAGAUUGUCUUGAUGUGCCUCAUGGCGGCGAGUUUGUGUCGGGCAGACGUGUGCAUGAUGAUCUGGUCGUGGUAGUCGUCCGGGAUGGCUUUGAUUGUUGA